Eimeria acervulina is the source of this 504-nucleotide messenger RNA. RefSeq lists its product as hypothetical. The transcript has a single exon. The coding region runs from base 1 to 504 and encodes 167 amino acids. NCBI's taxonomy places the organism in Eukaryota, Apicomplexa, Conoidasida, Eucoccidiorida, Eimeriidae. The record is from RefSeq and is a predicted model, not a curated record.
AUGUUCAUCUCAUCUCUUCCAGAAGUAGCGCAGCGUUUGUUGAGUCGAUCGGUCGCAGGUCCAGCAGCAGCAACAGUGACAACACGGGCAGCAGCAGUAGCAGCAAGAGUAGCAGCAGCAACAGCAUUUUCCGGAAGCAGCAGCAAGUGCACCAACACCAGAAACAACGGAGACACAGACGGCAGGAGCAAGAACAGUUGCCACAACAACUAUGCCUACAACAGCGUCAACAACAACAGCAGAAACAACAGCACGAACAACAGCAGCAGCGACAGCAGCACAAGCAGCAGCAGCAGCAAAGCUGACGAUAAGUUGCCUUCGACUUGGUGCUGCAGCGAUAGGAAUUCGUCUGGGGUCAAACAACCGCUCGUCAUCAAGGCCCCUAAAGCCUGCAGCACGUCUUCCUUGCUGCAGCAGCAGCAGCACCAGCAGCGCCAACAGCAGCAGCAGCAACGGACAGCAGCAACAGGCAGCGGCAACAGGAAAGAGCAGCUCACCUUGUAA